CGGUCACGGCCAUGGACGUGGUCUACGCCCUCAAGCGCCAGGGUCGCACCCUCUACGGCUUCGGCGGCUAAACUUAAAGUAGUUCAGAUUCAUACUGUCUAAAACACCAAGGCUCUUUUAAGAGCCACCUACAAAUCUCACUAUAAGAGCUGAUUAUUACUGAUGCGUAUAUCCGCGUUGUUGGGGUUAUUAGAAAAUGUAAAAAAUUAAAAAGGGUAAGAAUGCACUAGACAGCGAGUUUCCAUAGGGCUAAGAUCAUUAAUGGUGGAUGCACUGGUGAAUGUCCACCCAGCGCAGUUUGUGUCACGCGCUAUUUUGUUAGUGAAUUUUUGUUUUUAAAUCCAGCAGGCUAACUGCAGCUAGGAUUGUGCAAAUGCAGCGCCUGAGCUCUGGCGGUUACAGGACGGAAGUGCCUGAAAUUACGUUGGUACUUUCUACUCCAAUAGGAAUGGAACAAUUACAAUCCUCUCAUUUGCAUAACGCCGUUAUAAAUAGGGGGCGCAGGCGCCAUUUUCGAGGUUGUUGUGGUACAGUGAAGAUCCUGAAAGAAAACAUUAAGGAUGCCUGAGCCGGCGAAAUCUGCUCCAGCACCGAAGAAGGGCUCGAAGAAGGCGGUGACCAAGACGCAGAAGAAGGGCGACAAGAAGCGCAAGAGGGCAAGGAAAGAGAGCUACUCGAUCUACGUGUACAAGGUGCUGAAGCAGGUGCACCCCGACACGGGCAUCUCGUCUAAAGCCAUGAGCAUCAUGAACUCGUUCGUCAACGACAUCUUCGAGCGCAUCGCGGGCGAGGCGUCGCGCCUGGCGCACUACAACAAGCGCUCCACCAUCACGUCGCGGGAGAUCCAGACGGCCGUGCGCCUGCUGCUGCCCGGCGAGCUGGCCAAGCACGCCGUGUCCGAGGGCACCAAGGCUGUCACCAAGUACACCAGCUCCAAGUAGGGCGUCUCGGACCGUCGUUUUUAACCCAAAGGCUCUUUUAAGAGCCACCCACAUACUCCGUAAAAGAGCUUUAACAC
Messenger RNA from Onychostruthus taczanowskii (white-rumped snowfinch), 1018 nucleotides. Its product is annotated as histone H2B 7. The record is from RefSeq and is a predicted model, not a curated record. Gene Ontology annotation, cellular component: nucleosome. Gene Ontology annotation, molecular function: DNA binding; protein heterodimerization activity; structural constituent of chromatin. NCBI's taxonomy places the organism in Eukaryota, Metazoa, Chordata, Aves, Passeriformes, Passeridae. Bases 561 to 941 code for a protein of 126 amino acids. The transcript has 2 exons.